Mesocestoides corti is the source of this 657-nucleotide messenger RNA. NCBI's taxonomy places the organism in Eukaryota, Metazoa, Platyhelminthes, Cestoda, Cyclophyllidea, Mesocestoididae. The record is from the annotation of a GenBank genome assembly.
AUGGAGCAGCAAAGUGCCGUUGUUGAUGCGUUGCCAUAUUUCGACAAAGGUUAUGGGGAGAAUGGCAUGCAAGAAGCCAACGCGCUUCUGACUGAAGAGAUGCGUCGUUACCGGCCUACAAAGAAUUACUUGGAACAUCUACCGUCCCUGGCUGGACCCAUUCCUCUUAAGUUUGAAACUGAAAUCAUGAGAACUGAAUUUGAUCGCCUCGCCAACCGUCUUCCGAUGGAACUACUAAGUAUGAAACGCUACGAAUUGCCUCCACCUCCAUCUGGCAAGAUUGGCGAUCUUCGUUCGUGGCAGGAGGCAAUAGAAAAUGCUCACGCUCAGCUGGAGCAUCAAUUAACGCGUAUUAACAACCUGGAAUUGAUGAGCGAAUAUGGUUCAACUGCCUGGAAGUCCUAUAAUGAAGAUCUUGAAAAGAUACUACGCAAACACGAGAUGGACCUACUCGAAAUUAGACGAAAAGUUCAAGAGAUCAAUUGGCAACGAAAACAGGAGCAGACCCUGGCGGGUGAGACGCUGACUCAGCUUGAAGAGGAAUGGGUCAUGUUGGUGGGCAAGAACUACGAAAUUGAACAGGCCAUCAUCAAUUUGGAACAGGAACUACAAGUUUCUGCCGGAACUCCCAUGAAUGGUGACACACAAGAACCAUAG